Messenger RNA from Rhinichthys klamathensis goyatoka, 4830 nucleotides. RefSeq names its product cracd like a (gene cracdla). The record is from RefSeq and is a predicted model, not a curated record. Bases 431 to 3880 code for a protein of 1149 amino acids. The transcript has 11 exons. Lineage: Eukaryota; Metazoa; Chordata; Actinopteri; Cypriniformes; Leuciscidae.
CCCUAAAUUAAAAUGUUUUGUAAAAGGCUAUUGUUUUUACUAACUAUGCUGAUUUCGAUUAAAUCUAUAUUCUGUACAACAGCAGCGCCAUCCUGUGUUUAAUGGGUGAACUUUCAGUCAUCCUGUGAAAGCGAAUGAUUUGCGUUAUAUUUCACCUUGUGCUCAACGUCACGUAUCGCUUAAUUUGACGGUGUUUUUCCUCCACCGGCUCAGUUAAAGAGCAAGUGAAUGCCAGAGAUCACAUCAACUUCACUUUCUCCAUGAUUUACAUCAGCAUUUCCUCCAUCUCUCUGCGUGUUUGUGACUGGGGAAGAACUGUCAUGGUUCAUUGGAUGUAAGGACAUGUGUUUCCGUUAAAAAACAAGAACAAAAGCUAAAUAACACAGAAAAGAGGAAAAAGAAGGAUUCUCACUGACAAACUGUACCGGUGAUGAUGAAUGUUCCGGAGGCUUCAGGAGACCCAGAGGGAGAAGGCAGUGAUGACUUAACAGGAAGGAAAAAGUCUAGAUUAAAGUCUUUUAAGUCACGCCUGUUUGGGAAGAUAAGGAGGAAAGAGGAAGACGGUGGUAUGAAGCAGAGUCAGUCUGAAAGUGAUAUCACAUGGGGUGUGGAAGAUUCAGACUGCUCCAAAGGCAUGCUGGGAUCCCGGGCAUUUUCACAUGACAGCAUUUUUCAGGCAGAGCACAGUCAUUCAGACACUGAACCGCUAAGAAUUCUGUCUCAAGAGAACAUUCAUGGCAAAAUUCAAGUUCUUCAGAUGAAACUCCAGCAGCAGAGGAUGCAUUUAGGCCCUCCCUCCCUUCUGUUGCCUAUGAAACGUCGUGAAGACUUAGGUGGAAGUUCAGAAGAUGACGGCCUUCCUCGUAGCCCCCCUGAAGUGUCCCGUGGUGAAGGACUGUACAUCAGCAUAUCGAACAAGGCCUCUUCACAGCCUCUCUCUCCUCGUUCUAUCAGCCCAGCACCUGCACCCCUUUCCCCACUUGCCCCUGGCUCAGGGGUAGACUUCAGCACCCCUCCACAGUUCACUUCCCUCCUGGACAACUCUGCUGCCCGUCACCGUAUGUCCCUCAAACCUAAGAACCAAAGGGCCUGUGCCAAGAACAAGAGGGUAAUCACUUCAACUGGAAGCAGAGCACGAUCUGAGAGUUUGAACAAUCUGGACUGUUCAUUGACUAUGAGGGAGGAAGAGGAAGGGCUGGCUCUCGUAAAAGAGAUACCUCGAGCUCGCUCUUAUUCCUCUCAGGUCUUGCGCCCAGGGGAGAGGUUUACGGCUUCACAAAUCAAGAGUUUUCCAGUUUCACCUUUAAUGUCUCUGCAGACUGCUGGAGAUAGUAGACAAGUUUCUGCUGAGCCUGAGCUUGAGAGAAAAAUCCUGUCCACAUCACCUCCGAGCCCUAGCCUAAGAGAUAUGACUCCAGUUGAGUCACCAGUAGCCAAACUGCCAAUCCCAGUGGUGCCAAUUGAUAGAAAGGGAAAAGGAGAAGUAAGUGAGAUGCUCAAUAGCUCCAAACUUCUCAAGAACAGUCAAAGUAACCUUGUGUCAACUGUAAGCCCAACUGUAGGACCAAAUGUGAGUACCACACCAGAACCGAGUCUUGUGAAAGAUGAGAAGUCGAAUGCUAUGCUAAUACAAAACAAGAUGGACACAUGGAGCAAAUAUAGUGUUCAGAAUGCAGUAAAUAUAGAAAAUCGUCUGGCCUCUACUUAUGCUCCGGGCAACGUGUUUUGUGGAGUGAAUGUAAGACCAUCGUCUUUGAGGCGAACUGUACCAUCUACAGAUGAAAAACAAGAGUCCAAGACUCUUCAGCCAGUCAGCACAGUGUCGGCUGUUAGUCAGGAAGAUCACUCUCAAACAGAAUCCAUAAAGCGCCAGAGAACUGUGUCUGGAUCAUUCCACUUCAAUGUCUCCUCAGAUAAGAAUCAAGAGCGGCCGAGGACUGCAAGCUUCACUGGAGUAGUUGGGCAAGCUGGACUGAAAAAAGAAGCUACCGAACCUACUAAACCUUCUUUAAAUUUCAAGAUAGAGCGGCAGGUAAGUUCACAAGUUGAGAAAACAAUAAAAGACCCAUGUGCUAACUUACCACCAGUAUCAAAGAAGGAAGACAAAAUAGACUUUGAUCCAGUGAUACCAAUAAAAGAGGAGAGUCAGGACAACAGGAUACAGGAGAUUGGUGUAGAGGCUACUGAGGAAGAAGUACAGGAGUUGGCAAAAGAGGCAUUUGAGGAUGUGAUGGAAGACAUGACGCCGGGAAUAGAGAGGGAGACUACAAAUGCAUUUGGAGUGAAGCUUCGCUCUACCUCUCUUUCGCUAAAAUUUCGUUUGGACAAAGCUCAAUCAGAAGACAAGGCAAAAGGCCACAGUGUUGAAGUCAGUUCGCUGACUCCACCUCUGGCCUCACAGUCUGAUUCAACCAGCUACAUAAAAGCUGAAGAUCAACACACCAGCCCAGGGUCUAUAAGACUCCAUGCUAAACUCAAAGACCCUCAUCUCCAAACCGAUGAAUCCUCAACCUCAGUUCAGUCCUCCAGUUCACCAUCCAAGGGUUUCUGUAGAGACAAAGAGAGAGCUGGCUUUCUCAGACAUGCUGAACCUCCUCAGCCCUUACCAUCAGCCAGCAAAGACAUUAAGAUUGUACCUUCACCCUCGAAAGAAGUUACAGACCUGAAUCGAGAAGAGACUACAGCAGUGUCCUCUCAGGAGAACACACCAACAUCUACAGCUUCAGAGGUGUCCUGGAUGGAGAUGGCCAGAGAGAAGACCAGAAGUCUGCAACAGCUUUUUACCAGUAGACUGCCUGAGUUUCCUAGCUUGCAAUCACGACCAACAACCUUGACCACAACACAACCACAAAUGCAAACAUCCACUUCACAAGCCAAUCCAAGAAUCGCUCAGAACAUUACAAGCCAGCCGACAGCUACACAACCUCCUUUGAGACCUACAGAAACAAAACAACUGCCAUCUGCACAGCCAUCUGGAAGAUCCACACAAUCUACCACACAGUUCACUCCAAUGCAACCUCAGACUACAGCAUCAACAAGCCAAACUUCAGCAAAUUCAACUCAGACAACCACUAGUCAAUCUCAAAUAGAAAGUACCAGAGAAGUCCAGUUUCAGUCCAAAACUCAAAUUUGUAAUUCAACAACAAAACCAACUCAGUCUACAGUUACAUGUACAUCAAACGUACAAUCCACCACUCAAGCCGUACUCACGGCAUGUGCACAAGCAUGUGCACCACAGUCAUCACCACUGCGAGCAGCAUCACAGACCUCCACACAGGCUAUAGUGCGUCCCACACCUCCCCCAGGUUACCCACAUUUGUCGUCAAGCCCAAAGUUAACAUCCCACCUAGUCUCCCAACAGUCUGCCAAUACUGUGUCAAAGGAUCAGCCUCAGAAUGAGGGAGGAGAGCCCACCGUAAUCUCAGGGAAAGCUGACAGGGCGUAUGUGCCUCAAGGCAAGGGGACCGGGCUCGAGGAUGGCAGACCAGUGUGGGCAGCAGGAUUAGGAAACAAGACCCCGCUGGUGCAGCGCUGGGAGACUCAAACAACUGUUGCAACCAAGACGGGUGAGCAGAAAGCCACAUCAGAGUCCCGAAGCCCAUCUCAAUCAACAAUUCCUCUCAGACCGAUCUCAAAAGUCUCAGGUACAAGCACAGGAUUCGACCCAAGUAUGCCAAUGCAAGCAUCAGUCUCUUCUGUUCCCAUGAGGCAAACAGACAGAGAGGAUAAAUGGCAGCAGAAACCAGUGCCACAAUCAUCAUCACCUUCAUCGUCACCAUCAUCAUCUCCUCUGCAGUCUGUUCGUGACAGUGCCCAACCAUCCUGGAUGGAGCUGGCCAAGAGGAAAUCCAUGGCAUGGAGUGAUAAGACUAUGGACUAAAAAAAACAUUAUAAAAACAUGGAGGAAGAGUUUACAAAUGCAAGGUUGAGUCUGUGUAUACAGUUGAAAAGGAGGAUCUGAGGACAUUUUCAUACUGAAAUUGAAUCCAAAGAACUGUACUCAAGUUAUUGGUGUGUUGAUGUUAAAGCAGUGUGGUCUUGAUGAACCACUGUCGGUUUUGUAAAUUCUUGAGGAAAACUUGAACAUUCAGCAGUCAUUCAUCUUAAUACUGUUUGCCUUCUAAAACCUUCUCUUGUGAGCUGCUUGCAUUCUCUCCAUGUGAAGUAUGAAUGUAUGCACAGAAAAUAGGUACCAACAUUUUGGUAACGAAACAAAAUAAAAGGGAGAAGUAUACUGUGAGCUAUAAGCCACAUUCUCUUGCAACACUGGUUAACAGCACAACAGAACACACAGUGAAUGUAGAUCAGAGGUGGACAGAGAAAAUGAGAAAAACUAAUUCAGGCUCAGACUCAAGCAAAAGCACCCUGAGUGCUCAUGAAUAGAAAAGGAUUGUAUGUUUUAAUCACUCACGUGUGAAGACACACAUACAUGUACAACUAUAGAAUUGUCUCCCAUGUGAUAUGUUGCUCAUUGUUUCUCAGGUUUAACCAUUGUUUUCUUGUGAAAAUGUUGUUUGAGUAUUAAUUUAUUGAUUAUUUCCUUUCCAAUUACACAUUUUAUUUAUUUCCAUGAAUUCCAUCCAAUGAUUUGUAUAUGUAUUGUGUCAUCAUAUAUCACCUGUUAAUUUUCGGACACCUCUUAGAUGUCUGUUCUUUUAUGUUAAAUGUUAAAUUAUGUGGCUGUAAAGAAUAAAUCAAAUUACUUCGAGCUUGCUUUUGAAAAUAUCAACUAAACUUCUUAGGCCAAUAAAUUCAACGUAUUAAAGUGACUUGUGAUUUGUAAUGUAUCAUAAAAUCAAUAUAAACACAACAAAAUAAAUAGUUUAAAAA